This is a messenger RNA of Kluyveromyces lactis, 1083 nucleotides long. It is a transcript of the gene ANY1, whose product is annotated as Any1p. The coding region runs from base 1 to 1083 and encodes 360 amino acids. The transcript has a single exon. The record is from RefSeq and is a predicted model, not a curated record. Gene Ontology annotation, cellular component: trans-Golgi network; endosome. Gene Ontology annotation, biological process: phospholipid translocation; retrograde transport, endosome to Golgi. Lineage: Eukaryota; Fungi; Ascomycota; Saccharomycetes; Saccharomycetales; Saccharomycetaceae.
AUGGAGAUUGCCAAGCGAAUAGUCGAGGCUGCUGCAGAAGCAGCCUCAGAUGAUGCUUCUGAAGGUUAUUUCUCCAAGAUUGAUCAAUUUUAUAUUCCAGAAUGGCUUACGAUGCAGUUUGUUGCCAACAAUCUAAUCAGUUUUACACCGUUAUUCUCGUAUGGUACUACAGUUCUUGCAAUUCAUAAGUCUCAGACUUCGUUGGGAUUUUCCCUGGAUAUCUGUGCUACGAUGCUUAUUGCAAGUAUAUUGAGAGUUUCUUAUUAUUUGAUUACACCAUAUGAAAUUACGUUGUUAAGACAGUCGAUAGUGAUGAUCUUGAUCCAACUAAUAUUGUUGAAAGUUGCAUUAAACUAUAGGCCAGAAGAUGCUAAAUAUGAAAAUUUGGAGCCUGUGGAGACGUUAUCGGAAUUGUUGCAGGACGUAUGGGAACAGUAUUUCCCAGCUAAUCCGUUCGAUGUGUAUAGCACCGAUUGGAAACCAUUGUUAAAAUCGUUGUCCUGGAAAAACUUGCUGGGAUUUGGAUACAAGAUCGUACUAGUGUGUGUCUAUAAGUUUUUGAAGUUCUUUGAUCCUAGUUUCAAGAGGUUCAAAGGUUUCUGGCAAUGGAAUGACGACUUGAUGUAUUGGAAAUUCCUUUUAGUUUUCGGAUCGUUACAAUUCUUCAUUACACUGAUCAUCUCAAAAGUUUUCAAUUGGGAAAGUUUUUCACAAUGGAUCGGGUCGCUGAUAGGAUCUCUGGGUCUUUUCAUAGAGUCGUUGUUGCCAUUACCUCAAAUAUCAAUUUUCUACAAGUUGAAAUCAGUCCAAGGUUUCAAAUUGAUUAUCUUGGUAAGUUGGUUAUGCGGUGAUAUCUUAAAAAUCUCUUACUUGGUGUUUGGCGCGAGUAAUAUCUCCGUCAUAUUCCUAUGUUUUGGGCUUUUCCAAAUGUCUUUGGACAUUUACAUUGCAUGUCAGUACAUUUACUACAAAUACUAUUACCCUUCAUUGAGACACGAUGAAGAGAAUCCGGAGAUCAUGAGCUCGAAAGAGGAAUUAGAAUUAAGAGAUCUAUCAUCUUUACAGAAGGAAAUGAUACUUUGA